Molecule: messenger RNA, 1329 nt
Organism: Diospyros lotus (date-plum)
Lineage: Eukaryota; Viridiplantae; Streptophyta; Magnoliopsida; Ericales; Ebenaceae
Product: cytochrome B5-like protein
Exons: 6
Coding region: 311-622 (103 amino acids)
Cellular component (GO): intracellular membrane-bounded organelle; membrane
Molecular function (GO): heme binding
Source: RefSeq, a predicted model, not a curated record
CGUCGCCAGACCAGCCCCCUCCCUUCUGCAACGUCGCCCUCUCCGGCCUCCCUCUCCUCCGUCUUUGUCUCGCCUCACCGCAAGCCUCCGACGUUGAUCGCUACUUCAACCACCGACCGCCUCGGCUGUUAUCUGGCGCCGCAUAGUCACUUGUCCGACCGUUGCGAGGUGAUCUCAGUCUACAUAUAUGGUGACAGUAGUGGUGGCAUUGGUGUUGGGAAUCUUAUUGGGGGCUCUGUAUUUGAUCCCAGGACGGCUUAAAUCUAUCAUUUAAUUGCAGGUAAUAACAAAAAGGCUUGGGCAUAUGUAAAUGACAAGGCAUCCAAAGCAUACACCAGAGCUGAAGUGUCCUUGCACAACAAGCGGACAGAUUGUUGGAUUAUCAUCAAGGACAAGGUUUUAUCAUGCUUCAUACGUUCAAAAAUCACAUAAAAGCUUUAAAGCCAGUGAUACUAAUGUGGUGUAUGAUGUUACCUCAUAUGUGGAGGAACACCCUGGUGGUGAUGCUAUACUAGCUCAUGCUGGAGACGAUUCCACUGAAGGGUUCUACGGUCCCCAACAUGCAACCAGAGUCUUCGAUAUGAUAGGCGAUUUUUACAUUGGAGAUUUGAUGAAGAAUUAAUGGUAGUCGUAGGGAGCAAUUUGUUUGUAUUUUAACAGUAGAUCACUUCCCUUGGAACUUCAUUCUUCCCGGCCGUAAACUGCCAUCAUGUUCCUUCAUUUCACAUUCAUUAUGAAUUGAUCCCUUUUGUAUUGAAUCUUGGUAAAUUUAUUUGAAUUCCAUCUCUUCUGUGUUCUAUCCAGUAUCCUGAUUGAGGUAAGUUGACUGGGCAUGCUAGUAAAAGUGUAAACCCCAUGGAAUAAGGUUAGGAUUCAAUAUCUAGACAAGGACUAGCAUUAGAACUAUAAUUAUUCCAAAAAAUUAAUAAACCAAAUUAAAAAUUGUUAUUAAGAAUAAUCACAAUUAGUAUCAACUUUAAUUACUUGUAAAUUAAUGAAAACUAUUAUUAUUGAUCACAUAUUUGGUGUUAUAUGCAUUAAUAUAGUAAUUUUUUGACCUAAAUAUGAAAAGUUAAGAGCAAAGUAAGGGAAAUUCUAUUCACAGCGGGGGUUUUACUUUUCGCAGCCUUUCCCGCCAAAAUUUUUCAUCAUUUUUCAAAAAUCCUAUUUUACCCUUCUCAUCCCACCAUAUCAUCUUCUUUCCAUUUUUACUCUGCACAGUCACUCCAUCUCUCAUUCUCUCUCAUUAUACCCAUUUCUUUCUCUCUCACACCCAUCUCUCCAUCUCUUUCUCCUAAUGAGCACACACACAAAUAUGUAUAUAUAUAU